Molecule: messenger RNA, 845 nt
Organism: Centropristis striata (black sea bass)
Lineage: Eukaryota; Metazoa; Chordata; Actinopteri; Perciformes; Serranidae
Gene: tnnc1b
Product: troponin C type 1b (slow)
Exons: 6
Coding region: 114-599 (161 amino acids)
Cellular component (GO): myosin II complex
Molecular function (GO): calcium ion binding
Source: RefSeq, a predicted model, not a curated record
UGCUCUUUUAGUCCCUCACUCGUCCAACAAUAAAGACAGAGGCAGUAGUUGCUGCUAGUGUUGUGCUGUGUCUGAGUCAGUGGUGUGUCAGAGGAAGGGACGGACCUGCAGUCAUGGAUGAUGUAUAUAAAGCAGCGGUUGAGAACUUGACAGAAGAGCAGAAAAAUGAGUUCAAGGCAGCAUUUGACAUCUUCAUCCAGGAUGCAGAGGAUGGCUGCAUCAGCACUAAGGAGUUGGGGAAGGUGAUGAGGAUGCUGGGACAGAACCCCACCCCCGAGGAGUUACAGGAGAUGAUUGAUGAGGUGGAUGAGGAUGGCAGUGGCACAGUGGAUUUCGAUGAGUUCUUAGUUAUGAUGGUCCGCUGCAUGAAGGAGGAGAGCAAAGGGAAAUCAGAGGAGGAGUUGGCGGAACUGUUCCGUAUGUUUGACAAGAACGGAGAUGGCUACAUAGACUUAGAAGAGCUGAAGGCCAUGCUGGACUCCACUGGAGAGGCCAUCACAGAAGACGACAUUGAGGAGUUGAUGAAGGAUGGAGACAAAAACAAUGAUGGAAAAAUUGAUUAUGACGAGUUCCUUGAGUUCAUGAAAGGUGUUGAAUAAAGGAUUCAGCUGGAAGCAUCUUCAGUUUCCGCUGGCUGCAUCAUCAUCCUGUUGGCCAUUACUGGAGACAUGGCUCCACCUAUUGACUGCUUUAAUACAAAUGACACGCCUGUCCUCACACGACCCCUGAGAGGCCUUGAAAUGUUUGCCAAGGGAUCUCAUUGACUGCAAAUAACUCUAUUUCUGAUAGUGAUGAUAAAUCCAAAUGUCAUUUAUAAACACUCUUUUCAUUAAAAACAUUUUCAG